This is a messenger RNA of Ectocarpus sp. CCAP 1310/34, 2796 nucleotides long. Lineage: Eukaryota; Phaeophyceae; Ectocarpales; Ectocarpaceae. The record is from the annotation of a GenBank genome assembly.
AUGACUGCUCUGCAUUACUGUAGACACUUUACGGUGGAGUUUCUGGUCGGAGAGCGGCUGGAGCACCUGAAGCGGAGCCAUCUUGCCCUAGAAGCGGACGAUCUCAUUCCCGAGGACGUGAUGCAGCACGUGUACGGCAAGGAGCCGGAGCGCCAGGUUUCCCGGAUGCUGGGCGUUAAGCAGCCCACGGCAGACGUGGCGGCAGUGCUACUCAAGUACGGAGUGGCAGCCGAACACUUUUGCUACGCUCGAUUCCUCAAACUGAGCAGGAAUCCACCUCCACAUCCCGCGCUAGCGGCCGUUGCCCUUGCGGCAUCGUCCGAGUCAGCCAAGAUUGCGGAAGACAUGGCCAAAGUUGCGGCGGAGUCGGCCCAAAUGGCCGCGGUGUCCGCGAUGGCCUUCGAGGCCGCGGGUCUCUCCGGGGUUUUGUCACCCACGAGUGUUCCUCCUCAGCAGGAGGUAGGUAGCGCUACGUCUGGAAAUGGGAACGAAUCUCACGCAGCAGCGGGUGGAAACGAGGAGGGGUCAAGCGCCGGCGCAUGUCCACCGCCGUCGAGGAGUAGAGAAGAAGAUGGUGGGACAUAGGCUGGAAUGAAGACAUGGUGGUGCUGUGCUGUGGGGUUGUUUUGGAGGCAUCGAGCAAAAGAUAAUAGAGACGGGAUUCGCCGUUGCUUCGGCAGCGGGAGGAUUUCCGUCGCCGGGAUAUGUGGAACACACCACUUGUAGGUGGCUACAUCCCGAGGGCAUUGGCAUGCGUAUCAUUAGAGGAGGCGGAGGUGUGUUAUCUCCAUGGUUCUGUACGAUUCGUUUUUCAGAUGUAUUGUUGUCGUAUGUGCAGACCAAGUCUCUCCUCGCUGUCGAAGGGCGAGACAUCGUACGUGGAGCUUCCAUAUUGCCCCGCUCAUGCACCCCACGUCCACGGUGGAACGGUGCAACGCCCUGCCAAUGGAAUCCACUCCUCGUGGAUAUACCAGGUAUUUGACCGUUCUGCUAGGUCUGGAAUCGGUCAGGGAAAAUUGAAGAGUCGUCACAAUGUGCGGCUUUCGCCCUCGGUGGAAGUGUCGUAUAUCUUAUUACACGACUCGAGGGUGCCUUGAUCCGAGAGAUAGAGGGCGUGUUCAUGGAUGUUUAGCUUGCACCAGCCAAGCUGCGAAGGGUGCCCAAGUUUGAGUUGAUGGCAGCGGCUUAAAGCCCCUCCCCCGAGCUACCUGUGAUUGCCGGACGAGAAAGAAUUGUUCUGUAGCGUAAUGCACAAGUUGCACAACACGUUAUGAUUGGAGAAGACUUCUUUCGUGGCGUGGCGCAGCUAUUCGUCGGGAUGUAGCGACUAGUACCGUUUAUCGUGGCACGGCUCACAUUCGUGGCUUGUCCAGCUUAAGCUCGGGCAACGGCGGCUUCAGUUUUCGUUGCGCCCUACAGGGUGUCGGCGUGGAUUUUGAGCAGGCAGUCGUUCGAAGCCUGGGCACGGUGCUGGGAAGGGGGUGCCUUGGGCUCAGCAGGUGGUUGUGAUGGAAUAGUGCAUGUCCCUUAGCUCUGCACCGAAGCGCCGUGCGUGCGUAUCACUUGAGGUUUCUUGCGUCGGGGCUCUGCGAGCGACAAGAUGUUUGUCGUUACCCAUGAUUUCUAUUGCUAUUAGGCUGUCGAUUCCAGCUGUCGGGUUCGGAAGGUUUGCGGCAAGACAUCUACCUGAAGGCCACCCGCGAACGUCAAAGUGAGGCAGGUCGUGGUACAGCCAGUCGGUCGCGCAUGAGUUAUCCUUAAUGUUUGUCCCUCGAAACAAUACAGAGCAGGUGUACUCUAUCUGAUCGUGGUAAACUGUGCUACUCUUGGUAAAUGCGUCAUUGCGACAGCAAAGUAGGCAGAUGCUUGACACUUUCUGGACGGACUGAAAGGUUGCGAGGUUGUAUCGAUAGCAAAGCUUAAGAAUAGACUAUUUACAAGCUUUGAGCUUGGCACACCCAAGAGAUAAGAGCGGAAUCAGGCGUUUGUGUCUGUUGUGGGGGUGGUUCAUGUGUUGGCCACUAUCAACCGCCCCUGGUCGUGAAGUUACCCCGCUGUUAUUGCUGGACCGCACGAGAUAGGCGCUGUUACGAUCUGUUUAUUUUUCAAGUUGAUGAUACCAGUAUUUGCUUGCGAUCGGGAUACUCUCGCUAGCGUCGUUCACCAGCCAAUUUCUUGUCUGUUUCUUGUGGAUUGGUCGAGCUGUUACUUCGGGACUAGGGUAGGUAGGCGAUAGGCGGUGUUAGUCGUGCUUUCCGUGGACUUGGUGAUAUGAGACGUGGUCGGCUACCCCUCUUGCACACAAGUGGAAUUGGUGGUCAACCCGCUUGGAUCAAUUCAUGCAUUCGAACGAACGCCGACUUGGAUAUUUUUGUCGUUACUGCGGAAGAGAUUAUUGAAUUGCCGUUUUGGGUAUUCGCAUACUCCACACAGUACGCACGAUGUCAACCGCUGAUGAGGUACUCCCUCUGUGUUCUUUGUGAGAUGCCACGUGGCUGAUAAUUCCACUUGGACCGGAGGAUCGCACUUUCUUUGCUCUUUGCACACGAAUUCCCAUUUCUGCACCGACCACCCGGUCGCCCCUGUGGUCUAGUGGUAUCCCGCUAUUCGCAGAGGUCGUGAGUUCGAAUCCCCAUGGGGAGUAAAAUUUACGAAAUAAGCGGGUGAGAGCAACAUAUAGCUGACAAGCUCUCGUGAGUACCAAACUUCGACGUUAGCACCGUUGACGAGGGAAAGGGACGGCUGGACCCUUCUCGCGAUAGAAAAAAAAAUCAGCACGCACCGCACGAGGAAGGU